Hippoglossus stenolepis (Pacific halibut) is the source of this 2556-nucleotide messenger RNA. RefSeq names its product SH3-domain binding protein 5b (BTK-associated) (gene sh3bp5b). Gene Ontology annotation, cellular component: cytoplasm. Bases 14 to 1678 code for a protein of 554 amino acids. The record is from RefSeq and is a predicted model, not a curated record. The transcript is spliced from 9 exons. NCBI's taxonomy places the organism in Eukaryota, Metazoa, Chordata, Actinopteri, Pleuronectiformes, Pleuronectidae. Gene Ontology annotation, molecular function: protein kinase inhibitor activity. Gene Ontology annotation, biological process: intracellular signal transduction; negative regulation of protein tyrosine kinase activity.
CCCUGGCGAGCAGAUGUGCGCUGGUUUGAUCCCCGGCUCAUUGAGGAGAGAGACCGGGCCGAGGACACACGCUGCUGCCGCGUCCGCUGUGCCUCAGACCCGCUGCACUCCACCGGGAUGGUCCCCUGCGGACAGCAGUGAACCCUCAGGAGACACUGUCCUCUCCGUCAGUCCCCCGGGACACCGAUGCGCCUCCUGCCGGCCGUGGCCUCACGCCAGUGUCUUUGUUCGGCGGGGACAUCUGUCCUUCAGCCGCAGCAUGGAGCAGCCGGAGCGGGAGCAGCGGUCCGAGGACGACACGGAGUUCGAGGACGAGGAGGUGGACCCCAGAAUCCAGGGGGAGCUGGAGAAACUCAACCAGUCCACUGACGACAUCAACCGAUGCGAGACGGAGCUGGAGGACUCGAGGCAGAAGUUCCGCUCCGUUCUGGUGGAGGCCACGGUGAAGCUGGAUGAACUGGUGAAGAAGAUUGGCAAAGCCGUGGAGGAGUCCAAGCCUUACUGGGAGGCCCGGCGGUUGGCCAGACAGGCGCAGCUCGAGGCCCAGAAGGCCACGCAGGACUUCCAGAAGGCCACCGAGGUUCUGCGGGCGGCGAAGGAGACCAUCUCCCUGGCCGAGCAGAGGCUCCUGGAGGAGGACAACCGCCAGUUUGACUCCGCCUGGCAGGAGAUGCUGAACCACGCCACCCAGCGGGUGAUGGAGGCGGAGCUCACGAAGACGAGGAGCGAGCUGCUUCACAAGGAGACGGCGUCAAAGUACACGGCGGCGAUCGGUCGCAUGAAGCAGCUGGAGAAGAAACUCAAACGCACCAUCAACAAGUCCAAGCCCUACUUUGAGAUGAAGGCCAAGUACUAUCUGCAGCUGGAGAACCUGAAAAAGAACGUGGACGAGCGACAGGCCAAGCUGUCUCAGGCCAAAGGCGAGUACAAGACGGCCCUCAGGAACCUGGAGAUGAUCUCUGACGAGAUCCACGAGCGACGGCGGAGCUCCUCCAUGGGCCCGCGGGGCCGAGGCGUGGGCGCCGAGGGCGACAGCGUCUCCGGGGACGACAUCUCCAGCUUCAAAAUGGAGUCUGAUGGAAUAUCCAUGGCGUCGGUGUGUUUCGAUGAUGACGCGUGCGGCGGCGGCGGCGGUGGCAGCAUCAUGUCUGAAGAAGACUCGGAGACACAGUCCACCUGCAGCCUGGGUUCGACUCCCAGCAGCCCACAGGAUCUCAUGUCGCCCUGCCCCUUCGCCAGCUCCUCCUCUUCCUCGUGCACGUCCUCCUCCUCCGACUCCCCAUCACCAACGCCCUCCUCCUCGUCCUCCUCCUCCCCUGCCCCCCCCUCCAGGCCCAGCAGUCUGGAUCUCCCCAGCACCGUGUCGCUGUCGGACUUCAGCCUCAUCUCGCCGGUGCUCGGGCCUCGCAGCGCGUGCAGCGGAGCGUCGUCGCCCGAGUGCGACUUGGAGAGAGGUGACCGUGCAGAGGGAGCAGAGGGGGAACUGGAUAACGCUCCCGUCACCACCACCACCAACAACAACAGCAGCAGCACUAGUUCGCUUCCCGCCACCAAGAGAACCUUCAGCCUGGAAACACGCUUCAGCUUCCUGAACCUGCGACGCCCUCGCCCCGACAGCACGAAGAAAACAGACGGCUGCUCCCAGAAGGCCGAGCAGUCUGGGUUCAUGGUCAAAUGAGUCCGACGGACAAAGAGAGAACUCGUCAGCCUCGACGGAUUCUGACUCAACGAUAAACGAUUACGAGCCGGAACUCCACCGUGUGUUGGAGAUGUGUUGGCGAUGGACUAAAGAUUAUUGUUUGUGUUAUUUUGUCACCGGACAGCUGAAGUGCUGCACGGACCUGAGGAGCACUGUUAAAUAGUUGGUGUUCGAUGGCUGUUCCACCACAGAGGAGACGUUCUGCUCGGUUCUACAGAACGUGGAGAUGUUCAAUUAAUAAGUUGGACUCUGAGUCCAUAUGUGAUCUGUCGUAUUGUCCUGAAGUUGUGUGUGAAUUGUUCAGGCUUUGCCGUUGUGAUCCUUCAAAUGUCAAAGCUGCAGAUGAGAGUAUAAAUACACAUGAAUAGCUGAAUGUGAUUGGGUAACGUUUACUUCAAGUCGCUCUACUCAGCACUGACGAGCAGUAAAUACACGAUAUCAGAUCUGAUCUGAGUCGAAAACAAUAAAUAAACAGAUAAUUAAUCAGAGCAACAUCAGCUGUGAUAUAAGUUAAUGUUAUAAUCGGUUAAAUUGAAUUCAUAUUUAAUUGAAUGUUCUGUUUCUAAAUGCUGAAUAGUGGGACUUCAAAGUAAAGUGUUGCUGUCCUCUCUGCUUUAAAACGACAUGUGACUUCUGCUUCUCUUACAAAAGAAAAGUUGAAUUCAUAAUUAAUAAAACCGAAUCUUAUUUAAAUCAAUAACCUGGAGCUCGGCUGCAGCGGCGUCAUUGGGUCUUUGGCUGAAGUUUGCUCGUGUACGUUGUUGACGUGUUGCUGUGUAACUUCUGAAAGACGACAUAUUGUAAAAGAUUUCUUCUUUUUACGAAUGAAAAGUUAAAUUAAUAAAAAAUAAAACACU